UUGUGCAUCAAUCUUGAUAACUUACCGACGCUUGGUUUAGCGUCACGUUCUGUGCCCUGCCUCCCAACAAGUAGCUGCAGUAGCAGCACAUUAUAGCACGCGUAUUCUUCAAGUGUCUGAACAGGUAGAUAGAUGAACCCGAUUGCCUAGAAGCUCUUUCAUAUCCGGUUCUGAAGCUUUAGCAAGGUCGUUUGUCAUUUGUUCUCGAGAGGGAGCACCACUUAACCUGACAUGGUGUUCAAUGAUUCGACUUGUCAAAACUGACAAUGUGGCCAUAAAUUACGCGCAAAUUCAAUGUUGAUUCAGACGCUACCAGGUCACAACAAAGUCUGCGCACCUUGAAUCUAUUUCUAGGUUGAAGAAGAUCUGGGCAGGUCAUGUCCGCCACAACAUCAAACGAUGCCGCCGACGAUGAGUUGUGCGAUAUCAUGUCGCUUCCUUCUAGUAUUGAGGAUGAUGAUGAUGAUAUCGACGAUGUGUCAACGACCUCGACUGUCAUAGAUUACUUCAGGUCGGAAGGCCAGGGCGAAUCUGACGACCCGGACAACAUGGACCUGGAUAUUGAAGAUCCAGAAAAACUGUGGGAAAUCGAAGCCGUCGCUGCCGAAAGGCGGAGCAGCGCGGGCAAGAUGAGGUACCUUGUCCACUGGGUAGGGUUUCCAAUCUACAGAAGCACCUGGGAGGUAGCCGAAAACUUCCCCGAGGACGGUUUGGAAAACUGGGAAGAGACAAAGGCCGAGAUUGAAGCUGGCUUGAAAGAACCUUUCAAGAAGGAGAUAUUACGAUGGCGAGAUGCGGUGAAAACGCAGAAUGACAAGCGGUUGAAGAGAAACGCCAAGCGAAAAAGACUUGGCCUUCCCUUUAAGAGCCUCUACGACUACGAACAACCGUUUCGGACUGAUUGGGAGAUGGAUUUGGAUGAAUUAGAUGACGAUGAUUCGGCCACAGACAAGAUAUCUCAGAGUGCGGAGAAAGCGAGUGAAAUCAUUGUUUGCGGUUCCAGUAGCGACGAAGCAGAAGAAGACGACACGGUCGACGACGCGGGGAGUCGGCGUAUACUGGAGACAAGACAGCCACAGCAAAGGACAAAUCGAAUCUUCAAGGGAAUCGCCGACUCAUCGAUGCCCACCAGCUCUAAGAAUAGGGCCACUGGCACAAACCCGAGUGCUGGUAAUCAACCGCGAAAGCGGGUUAAUAUUGGUGGAAAGUCGCCGGCAUCUUCAAGCUCUACUCAAACCCAAAGCAUCCCUAGCCUGCGACCGGCUUCAACAAUGCCAAAACCACAAGCCGUCACCGCAAAACCAUCCGCCACAGGAUACCAAGGGACUGCGCGAAGACACACCGAUCAGCCAAGGGAGCGAGCGUCUGCUACUGGUUAUCAAGGUACCGCACAAAGGGCGACGGCGGAUGGUGCUACAGUGCCUAGGCCUGCAAAGUCAAGCAUGUUGGCGUCUUCGGUAGUUAAGAGCUCCAAAGGCAUGACUGCUCGCCGGACGGUGUCCAGGCCAACUACAAUGAUCAACGUUACUAGGAUCAAUAUAUCUGCCUUGAGGAAACCCAAGCGGAAGUCGUACCUAGACUCGGAUGCGGACGGCGCUGUUCAAAGCAAUUCCAAUAAACGAUAUGUUAGUCUCUCAACCCGACGGAGAGUAGAGCUUCGAGGUCGAAACAAGGAAAACGAUGCUCCCACCGCUGCCGAGAUGGAGGGUAGACUGUUCAAUCCCGCCCUAGGACCGCCAGCGUCGAAAGCCCCUGCCGCAAAGCCGCAUCCUGUGAACCAGACUCUGGCCUCCCGCAAAAAGGCUUCUGUGGCGGACCCAAUAGGACAAACAACCAAGACCAAGCGAAAGUCAGUUCAUUUCGCUCCAGAUGAUGACAGCCCUGCUCCUGCCACCUUUACGGGAUCGCAGGUCUUCGCAGAACCAGAAGAGAUGGACGUGGUCGAAGAUAGUCCAACAAUGAAUCCAGGAGAUUCAUCGGACAUGGAAAUCGAUUUGCCAGAACCAACAGGGAAGGAAAAUGCUGAUCCUGCAAGCCCCACGACUCCCGCUCGAAAGGUCACGUUGGCGGAAUACCAAGCAGCCAAAACGACACCUAGAAGCGUGCAGAUCAAGGCUAGUUUCGGUUCCAGCUCACCUUUGGACGUCCUUUUCAAUGGAAUUCCUAACGAUUCUGAUCCUCGUGUUCAGGAUCAACAAUGGCUGAAAGAGUUUCUCACCGGGGAUGUACUACCGUUUCGCCACCAAUGCCUUGCCGAGCUCCUGCUGAAGCGGAUUGAGCAAGUAAGGCCAUCCCAAAAGAAUCACUGCUCCGGAAGUAUCACAGGCAAGGACGAAAAUGCCGACAAAAUGCUCACAAAUGUGUCGGAGCGACUUAAAGCUGGCGGAAAUGGGCUUUUACUUAGUCGUGUCCAUUACGCAGUGCUUGUUUAUCCUGCCAAAUGCGAUUAUUGGGCCCCGGACAGCUUGGAUGGCGAAGAAAAGGAAUCCGAUGUUGCUGUACUCAGGUACAUCUUGUUUACUCCAGCAGAUGACAUUUCGUUGAUGCUACAAGGCGAGAACACAAGGUCUAUAGCUGCCGAGCCAACGACACGCCAUAGCCGUGUUCGAUUCAUGGAUCAUUUAUUUGGUCUGGGCGAGUCUGCAUUUGAAAGACUUGUGCCCCCUGGUCCUCAGGUCGGCACGGGAACGCCGCGCUUUUGCUUGAUAUUCCCUCUGUCCUGUGCAGCAGAAUUUAUGCAAGCUAGCAUGUGGAUCCGGGCAUGCAACCCGGACGCAGAGGUGUAUACUGCUCAUCUUCACGGCAGCUGGCGAGAUUUUUUAAGCAACCUGGAGCCGACUUCGGUCGCCGCAGUGAUAGUUCACGAAGCUGCUCUCAGGACCCUUCGGCGAUUACCAAAGCUGCGACUGUUUCUGGAAAACGCUCGGUAUUGGGUUUGGCGCUGGCCAGACAAGGCAAACCUAUGGAAUUCGCUCGAUGCGCAACCAGAACGUCUUUUUCCCUUUGGUCAUCUCACGCUGCUGACACCAAGUUUUGUGGUUUCUGAGCCUAGACUAGCCUUGGAGACAAUAAGUGAGCAUGUACGCAACAAAACGAAGGCCAUCAUGAUAUCUCACGAUUUUGUGAACUGGGUGGGUGACCUGGCGGCAGAGAAAUCGCGCCUCAGGCAAGGCAUUUUACAAGAUGCUCGGCUCUCAGACAAGGAGCGCGAGAACAAGGCUACCAUGAGGGGCGUAUCAAUGGACGACUGUCACGCUAUAUCUCAACUGGCAACUGAAAUGCUCGCAAUGACCGGGCCGACGCUUCAUCGGUUGCCGGAAGAGUCCUAUACGAGCAAUUUUAUAUUCGCGGAGCAGUGCGUUGACGACAACGACGAGCAGAGCCUGGUCAACUGGUUUGGAUGGUGGUCUAUUGCGAACGCUGAAAAGUUCCGCAAGUUCAACGUGCUUGGGACAAGAAAUGGCAGCAGAACCUUGUGCCGGAAGCGAGCGUUUCUCAAGAUUCCUAGCUUUUCCAAGAACACAAUCAACGAUCCCGACGGUUUGCUGCGAAAGAUCCGUGAGGAGGACGGAAAGAAGGAGGCCGAGUUGGCGGGCGCGAGGCCAAAACCUCCCGACCAGCCUAUGGCAACUGCCGGUUCUGCACCGCCGUCAGUACAACAGAAUCCGGCACCCGAUUUGACCGUAUUCCGAAGCGAAAGGUUGCCCCAGGAAACUCCUAAGGCAUUUCUUGACGAGCUCAACCGCAUUCAAACCCGCGCGGACCGAAAGAUCAAACCAGGAGUGUGGCGGUUGUUUGCAUUUCCGAUUUACUGGAAAGACGGCGAUGAACUGUUCCAACAUGGCCGGAUUAACAGCAACCAGGACAACCUGAUACGACAAUGGUUUGACUAUACAUGGGCAUUUGAUAAAACGUACAGGAUGUACAUAGGUUUCUGCUACAUGGUAGAGGAUUCUUUCAACCCGGCAAUGUCGGCAAGGGGUCAGCGAGCGCCACGCCGGCCUUGGCUUGUGAUAUACCGAAUCAACGAGGAGGUGGUUACGGAGCAGUCGUCAAGGACGCCGACAGAAAUCAUCAUUGUGGACCCUGCUGCCGGCAUGGACACUCCUGGGAAGUAUAUCCUAGAGGAUUGCUUGCCAAGCUCGCAGCAGGCCGUUAUAAACCACAUACGCAAGCACGAGCCCGACAAGAAACAUCGCGACAGGGUGGGAGGUCAAUUUGUCUUCACCCACAGGAUGCCGCCACAGAAAGUGGCCAACAUCUGGGUUGCGGGAAUGCCGAUAACUGUUGCAGGUCUGUCGCCAGUAGACCAAUGCCUAAGGCUGGCUGAAAAUCUAAUUGAUAGUCUUGAAAUGCUGCCAUUAUCAUCUGAGCGGCUGGCGCGGAUGGGGUUCAAGUUGGUCUUUAAGGACCACCCGUCUUCUACUCCUUCCUCAUCUCCCGUCAACGAUGACAAUCCCGAUGAGAAUCCUGAUUCUACCGAGCUGGAAACCAAAAUUGUUUUCCACCCACCGGUACCCGACACGUCCUUCGAGGGGCCCAGCAAGUGCAGUAACCGGCUGUUCGAGGCAGCGCGGCUGGCCCGGGUCAAGGACAAAAACGCUACCCACAUGACUUACGAAUACCGCCCAACGGUGGAGUGGUACGAAGAGCAGAGGCUUGAGGGCAGAGGGUGGGAGCACGUCUGGGUGGGCACGUACGAGAAGUUGUAUUCGGCACGGCAGAAGACGAGGAUUCCGACCGAGCAUGCGCCGCCAGCGGCAGUGCCUUGAAAACGAACGUCUAGGCGGUGACUGGAGAAACGGACGGGCUUCGUCUAUUGUCGUUGUUGAGAAAAAGCCCUCUUUUUUGUUGAGGCUAUUGCUUGUGUUGAGAUUUUGACGACGAGGCUCCUUGCGAUACUACGACGGAAAGAAAGGGAUGUUGCACCCCGUAUAAAGAUACUUUGGGCCACGCAAGAAUAAAUGGCCACUUCUCUGUAUCCGUGGUUUACGAGUAUUCAGGACGGACGGAGAUUCCGUAUUUGGUCUACAGAUCACUGGAGGGUUUUGGGCCAUAUCAAAGCACGAAGGACGCAUUUAGGGCCAGUUGACUGCGCACAUUCAUGGACAGUGCUGGAAUUCUUUGCUUUCGUACUCUCAAGUACACCACGGCAGUAGUCAAUCAGGGCAUAUCAAAACUAGGAAUACUACUGUUGGGCCGAAAGCUGCCCGACUGACGCCUUCGAUGCCAAGGAAUGCUGUAUUUCGUCCAUUCAUUAUGAUUUGAUCGUCAUGACCAGAAGGGAUGUCAAAUGACUGUCGACAUCCGGGAUUUCGAUCUAUACCAACGUAUUACAUAUAUACAAUAUACAGAUGGGGGGGGGAUUUAAAAGUAGGCAGGAUAUACAAAAAAAAAAAUCAACACGUGACAAGAACCG
Pyricularia oryzae 70-15 is the source of this 5419-nucleotide messenger RNA. RefSeq lists its product as uncharacterized. The transcript has 2 exons. NCBI's taxonomy places the organism in Eukaryota, Fungi, Ascomycota, Sordariomycetes, Magnaporthales, Pyriculariaceae. Bases 378 to 4772 code for a protein of 1464 amino acids. The record is from RefSeq and is a predicted model, not a curated record.